This is a messenger RNA of Triticum dicoccoides, 2166 nucleotides long. Its product is annotated as protein LATERAL ORGAN BOUNDARIES-like. The coding region runs from base 1036 to 1809 and encodes 257 amino acids. Lineage: Eukaryota; Viridiplantae; Streptophyta; Magnoliopsida; Poales; Poaceae. The transcript has 2 exons. The record is from RefSeq and is a predicted model, not a curated record.
CCUUUUGCAACGCCUCCACAUUAUUCUUUCAACUAUCUGGCUCCCUCACUCAAUACUGGCUUGCUUUUCUAUUUUCUUGUCUACACACCUCAACUUUCCCUUGCUGCAGUUGUUGUAGGAGGAGAAGCUGUUCUCUAUAUCUCCCCCCUCUCUCCCACAGAUCACUGCUGCCAGAGAGACAGUAGUCAGGCUGUCCUGCCUGAUCAUGUGCUAGCUCCUCCUCCUACAAUUCUUUGAUUCACUGCCAAGGAGACAAGAACUAGUCCUCGUGUUUGUUUGCCUGUUUUUCCAUUCAAAAUUUCUCUCCUCCCUUUGCCAUGCUGUGAAGCUUGUGAAUCUUGGAAGAGACGGGCUGCAACGAGGGGAGAGAAAAUUUCUCCCAAUUUUUUUCUUUGCCCACCUUCGUCAGGAUCAUCAGAUCUAUAUCCUCCUCUCCGCUAGUUGACCCCGAAGAGGUAAGGAUGAGCAGGGUCUUUUGCUAGCUCGCUAGCUAGAUGCGCCUCAGAGAAAUUUGAGAAGAAAGGAAAAUUUUGCAGCCUGUCCUUCUCUUGCUACUAUUAUAUUGUUCAUGCUUCUUGAGAUUUGAGCAAACAUCAUGCUAUUUUUACUUGGAAAUCUGUGCUUCUUGUGCCAUAUCAUCAUACAUGCACGCAUAUGCUUUCAUACAGCUAGUGGAUCAGGCUCUACAUGCAUUUGUUUUCGUUGAUUUUUUUAGCAGCCAUAUGUCAAAUCAUCCCACUGCUAUGAAUGAAUCUACAGUUUUUCUGUGUGCCUCCUUGUUGUGAAGUUGAAAGAAGAAAGAAAAGAUACAACUAUUUUCCCCAUUUCUUUUGCGUCGAGCUCGCAAAGAUCAGAUCAGAACACCUUAAGCUCCCAAACCCUAAUCUCCUUCUACCUUCCCAGAACGAUCCUCGCUCCAAGAAAACCCUAACCCUAGAACUAGCUAGCAUCGGAAGAAACGAAUAUUUUUCUGGGAAAAAUGACUAACCAUUUGACAGCUCUCUUAAAUUGGCGUAUAUACACAGGUCGCUGGCAAUGGCAUCCCCGUCGAGCACCGGCAACUCCGCCGUCUCCGUGGUGGUCGCAGCACCGACGACACCGGGGGCCGGGGCGCCGUGCGCUGCGUGCAAGUUCCUGCGGCGCAAGUGCCUCCCUGGUUGCGUGUUCGCGCCCUACUUCCCGCCGGAGGAGCCGCAGAAGUUCGCCAACGUGCACAAGGUGUUCGGCGCCAGCAACGUGACCAAGCUGCUCAACGAGCUGCCGCCGCACCAGCGGGAAGACGCCGUUAGCUCGCUGGCCUACGAGGCGGAGGCGCGGGUCAAGGACCCCGUCUACGGCUGCGUCGGCGCCAUCUCCGUGCUCCAGCGCCAGGUCCACCGCCUCCAGAAGGAGCUCGACGCCGCGCACACCGAGCUCCUCCGCUACGCCUGUGGCGAGCUCGGUGGCAUCCCCACCGCGCUUCCCGUCGUCACGGCCAGCAUCCCCAUCGGCAGGCUCUCAUCCGCCGCAAUGCCGUGCCCCGGGCAGCUCGCCGGCGGCAUGUACAGCGGCGGAAGUGGCGGUGGCUUCCGGAGGCUCGGGCUUGUGGACGCGAUAGUGCCACAGCCACCUCUUUCCGCCGGUUGCUUCUACAAUAUGCGGAGCAGCAACAACGCUGGAGGCAGCGUCGCCGCUGAGGUGGCGCCCGUGCAGAUCCCUUACGCCUCCAUGGCGAAUUGGGCUGUGAACGCCAUUAGCACCAUCACCACCACCUCAGGAUCAGAGAGCAUUGUGAUGGAUCACAAGGAAGGAGGCGACAGCAGCAUGUGAACUGGCGCGCCCAACCAACAUGCAUGUGGAUUACCUCUCCUAUUCUCUCAAGACCGAUGGAUGCGGAGAAUGAUAUGCGCUUUGGCCGGCCUUGACGCUCAAGGAAGGAAGCUUCGGGGAGACUGAUGGGAUCGAGCUAGCUCAUUCCCAGGUUAAUUAAGCUAAGAAGCAAUCUAUCUAUGAAUCUAUCUAUAUAUAGCCAACAUGAAUUAUAUAUGUCAGUGUCUCCCUUUCUGCAUGUUGUGCAAGCCAUACUUUGGGUCGACUUUGGAGUUCUAUAUGUAAUCGAAUCGAGAUCUAGCUUGAUCUCUCUUCUUUUCAUGAUUAAUCGAUCGGUUCCGCAGGAUCCAUGCAUCA